Acinonyx jubatus (cheetah) is the source of this 1666-nucleotide messenger RNA. RefSeq names its product protein interacting with cyclin A1 (gene PROCA1). Lineage: Eukaryota; Metazoa; Chordata; Mammalia; Carnivora; Felidae. The record is from RefSeq and is a predicted model, not a curated record. The transcript is spliced from 5 exons. Bases 521 to 1624 code for a protein of 367 amino acids. Gene Ontology annotation, biological process: arachidonate secretion; phospholipid metabolic process. Gene Ontology annotation, molecular function: A2-type glycerophospholipase activity.
UGGGGUGCUGAGGCUCUGGGGAACGCCUGCGGGUUCGUCUGUGCCUGUCUGGCUGGAGCCCGAGCUGCUAACACCGGUUCUGUAGGCUGGAAGGCCUUGCCUUGUCGCAGCCGGGCCCCGGCCGCUGCCUAAGAAAUUCGGGGCCUGUCUGGAGCCCUUGGUCCAGCACCCACCCAGUCGCCAGGCUGGGGCAGGAGGUUUCAUUGACUCUAAGGGGAGGAAGGAGUCUGGGGGUUCCACGCGUGACAUCACAAUCGCCUUCAGAUGUGGGAGGAGCCGGAGAGGCAUUUCCCAGGAGACUGUCCUGCCUUGCUCCCUCCUUCUCCCUUCUUCCUUUCUUUUCUCCCUUUCCCCCACCCUUCCUCCCCCAUUCAGCUGCUUUGGUGCCCAACCUGGAACUCCGCCCCACCUGUGCCACAAGGUCAGGGGGAGUUCCUCAGCCCGCAGGACUGAGAAGAUUCUGUACAAAUGAGCAUCACCUGGGGCUGGUGGAGCUUCUCAGGAGAUGUUUGAAGAGUGAAUGGCUGGUGGGAGGAAAGGGGUGCUGCUGCUGUUGCCACUCUGUACUCUCUCAGAUGUAAACAGGUUACCCAGCUGGGAGAGACGACACCUGCUGGCUGGCGUGGCGUCUAGCACUGAUGCGUCUACCUUCUCCGAAGGUGAAUUCAAGGACCCGGACAGGUGCUGCUGGAAACACAAACAGUGCACCGGGCACAUCAUCCACCCCUUCACCCCUGACUGUGGCCACCGUAGCCUGCACCUGCACUCUGUCAGCCACUGCGACUGUGAUUCUAGGGUGAAGGACUGCUCAGAGAAGGCAAACAGCAGCAGCUCCCGAGACGUAGGCCCAACCUGCUCCCGAGAUGUGGGCUCAACAUGUUUAAACAUCGUCCAGUCCCCUUGCUUUGAGCUCAUCCCAGAGGAAGAGUGUGUGCAGCGGUUCUGGUAUGGCUGGUGCAAAAGCUAUAGGCCUGUCUCUGUGGCAGUGAUCCACCAUCCCAUCCACCAUGACUGUGGGGCAGACGAUCUGAAUGAAGAGGAGGAGGAGGGGGAGGAAGAGGAGGAGGAAGAGGGAAGCAAGCCUCCCAUCCCGACCCAGGUGGGGCCCGCCACCACACCCGCUGACACAGGCAUGGGUGCAGUCACAGGCACCCCGGACUCAGCAGCUCCCAUCACUAUCUGGCGCUCUGAGAGCCCCACAGAGAAGUCCCAGGGCAAUAAAGUGAUCAAGAAGGUAAAGAAGAAAAAAGAAAAAGAGAAAGACAAGGAGGAGGAGACAGAUGAGAAGGCAAAGCUGAAGAAAAAAGCCAAGAAGGGCAAACUGAUUAAGAAGAAAAGCCCAGUUAAAUCGGAAUCUCCACCUCCAGACUUGACCCGAUCAAUAAGCCCAAGAGAGUUGGCCAGGAUGUCAGAGUCCAGCCCAGACAGCCGGGAAGACCUGGAGAGUGAGGACAGUUACAAUGACCCCAGGCGGGAGGAACCCUCCAGCGAGGAUAUUGUGGAGUCUUCAUUGCCCAGGAAGAGAGAGAACACGGCCCAGGCUAAGAAACCCAGGGCGAAGGCCUCACCAGUCAAGAAGGUCAAGAGGAAAUCUCCCCCAGCAUCAAACCCCAAUCUCAGUUGAGGCCAGGGCAUCCAGGGUGAAGAAUAAAUGAGAUCAAGCCUG